Molecule: messenger RNA, 774 nt
Organism: Acipenser ruthenus (sterlet)
Lineage: Eukaryota; Metazoa; Chordata; Actinopteri; Acipenseriformes; Acipenseridae
Product: trafficking protein particle complex subunit 5
Exons: 3
Coding region: 192-758 (188 amino acids)
Biological process (GO): endoplasmic reticulum to Golgi vesicle-mediated transport
Cellular component (GO): TRAPPIII protein complex; TRAPPI protein complex; TRAPPII protein complex
Source: RefSeq, a predicted model, not a curated record
UAAAGGGAGCUGUUUUUCAAACCCCAUCACAUAUUUAUGAUGGUCCCCACAGCUACAAAUAGAUGACUACAGCUACGCGUGCUCGUUGCUCAAGUCUGUACCUUUAAAUCUCGUGACACGGGUAACCCGGAAGUGAAAGUGCAGACUGGUUAUCUGUGUUGUUUUGGAAUCGGGAAGGAAAGGCAGACACGAUGGACACGCGAUUCACCCGCGGGAAGUCGGCGAUCCUGGAGCGCUCUCUGACGCGGCCCAAGACGGAGGUGAGCCUGAGCACCUUCGCCCUGCUCUUCUCAGAGAUGGUGCAGUACUGCCAGAACCGCGUCUACUCCGUGUCCGAGCUGCAGGCCAAGCUGUCCGAGCUGGGGCAGCAGGUGGGGGCGCGCAUCCUCGACGUGCUGAUGCUGCGGGAGAAGAACGGAAAGAGAGAGACCAAGGUCAUCAACAUCCUGCUCUUCAUCAAGGUGAAUGUGUGGAAGGCUCUGUUCGGGAAGGAAGCCGACAAGCUGGAGCAGGCGAACGAUGACGACAAGACCUAUUACAUCAUCGAGAAGGAGCCCCUGAUCAACACGUACAUCUCGGUGCCCAAGGAGAACAGCACCCUGAACUGUGCCUCCUUCACCGCGGGCAUCGUGGAGGCCAUCCUCACCUACAGCGGCUUCCCUGCCAAGGUCACCGCGCACUGGCACAAAGGCACCACCCUCAUGAUCAAGUUCGACGAGGCUGUGAUCGCCAGGGACAAGGCGCUCGACGGCCGCUAAAGGCUGGGGGGGGGAC